AUGGAAUCGAAUGGUGUUCUAUUAGCCCUAAAAGCAAAAUUAUUAGGAUAUAAACUUGGUAAAGCUGCUGGUAUUGCAGCUGGUUUAAAAAAAGGUGCUAUAAUCGGUGGAAUCGGUGGUUAUAGUUUAGGUCAACAAGGUGGAUAUGGAUCUGGUAAAGUUAUACGAUUAUAUACAAAUCCAAUAUACAGUUAUGAUCCAAGACCUAUUCCUGCAUAUGGACAUGGUGGAAUAGGUGGAUUUGGUUAUGGUGGUGGUGGAGGAGGAGGAUAUGGUUAUGGUGGACAUAUUGGACCAGUUGUUAAAGUUCUUCAUAAACAUUUACCAGAACCACCAAAAAUUGUUAAUGUUUUUCAUCAUAACCAUCACCACCAUGGUCAUUACGGUGGUGGUGGUUUUGGUGCUGAUGAUAUUGCUACCAAUAGUAUUGGUGAUAUUAGUUUUGGUGGCAGUGGUGGUGGCGGUAGUGUUAAAAUUCUUAAAAUACUUCAUGAAGAUACUCCAUUAGGAGGUGAUCAUCAUCACCAUCAUGAUAAUAUCGGUUUUCCAGCAGAAAAACAAAUUAAUGUUGUUAAAGUUAUACAAGAAGAAGAUCACGGUGCUGAAAGUGCUGAUCAUAGUUGGUCUUAA
This is a messenger RNA of Condylostylus longicornis, 630 nucleotides long. RefSeq lists its product as uncharacterized. The transcript has a single exon. The record is from RefSeq and is a predicted model, not a curated record. The coding region runs from base 1 to 630 and encodes 209 amino acids. Lineage: Eukaryota; Metazoa; Arthropoda; Insecta; Diptera; Dolichopodidae.